This is a messenger RNA of Drosophila miranda, 796 nucleotides long. RefSeq names its product vitamin K epoxide reductase complex subunit 1 (gene Vkor). Lineage: Eukaryota; Metazoa; Arthropoda; Insecta; Diptera; Drosophilidae. The transcript has 3 exons. The coding region runs from base 78 to 593 and encodes 171 amino acids. The record is from RefSeq and is a predicted model, not a curated record. Gene Ontology annotation, molecular function: vitamin-K-epoxide reductase (warfarin-sensitive) activity. Gene Ontology annotation, biological process: peptidyl-glutamic acid carboxylation; vitamin K metabolic process.
UGGCAGCCCUGGUCCCUGGUCUGCAGGAAACAACCUGUUUGCCCCUAGCCAGAGUUCAUUAUCCUUGUGGCCACAGAAUGAGUCAGCCGGAGGAAACCACAGCCACUGGCGCCCGCCUCAGAUGGAUCUGCAUCUGUGGCCUUGCCAUCUCUUUGUACUCUCUGUACGUGAAGAUGCAGCUGGACCAGGAUGCAGACUACGUGGCCAUGUGCGAUCUGGCGGAGAAGGUUAGCUGCACAGCCGUCUUCAAGUCAGACUAUGGACGUGGCUUUGGACUGACACAGCUGCUGUUUGGAUCCACCUCCAACUACUACCUGAAUCCCCCGAAUGGAGCCAUAGGUAGUGUCUUCUAUGUGCUACUCUUUGCAAGCUCCUUCUUCGGGCAGCGCUGGAUGUGCCUGCUGCAGCUUUUGGUCUCCAUUUUGACGCUGCUCCUGUGCUUUUACCUGGGUUUUCUCCUAAUCUUCGUCCUGUUCGAUUGCUGUGUGGUCUGCCUGCUCAUCUAUGUGGUCCACACGCUGCUCUUUCUGGAGGUGCAUGGGCGCUACAAGCGCCUCUACCUCUACCUACCCAAAAAGAUGGCCAUCGAGUGAAAUCGUUUCUUAUUAUCGGUAUGGUAGUUGUAAAGUAUGCAAAAAUGCAAAUAAAUAAAGAGAAUCUAGAUGCGCUACUACCAAAUGAGUUAUGUGGGUUGACGGCAACCCGGUGGGAGGUUAAGCUGCCGACGUGAUCCGACUCCGAUCGUCAAAUCUUAGGCAAAUCGCCCGCUUCUGACCCGCACGUCUGACACGGAGCA